Stegastes partitus (bicolor damselfish) is the source of this 1689-nucleotide messenger RNA. RefSeq names its product probable G-protein coupled receptor 22. The transcript has a single exon. Gene Ontology annotation, cellular component: plasma membrane. The record is from RefSeq and is a predicted model, not a curated record. Lineage: Eukaryota; Metazoa; Chordata; Actinopteri; Pomacentridae. Gene Ontology annotation, molecular function: peptide binding; G protein-coupled receptor activity. The coding region runs from base 1 to 1689 and encodes 562 amino acids. Gene Ontology annotation, biological process: cellular response to hormone stimulus; G protein-coupled receptor signaling pathway.
AUGGAGACCGAAGGCUAUCGAGACCUCCUGGAGACCAGUGACGGUCAGGGGGUAGGCCUGCUGGAUGGAGGGGGAGAGGUGGGUGUGGAGGAGGGCUGGAGCACACCCUACCCUCUGGGAUUCCAGGUGUCUUUGACCACUGUGCUCAUGCUGGAGCUUGUGUUGGGCUUCAGCAGCAACCUGACCGUACUUGUGCUCUACUGUGCUCAGUCCAACCUGGUGGAUUCAGUCAGCAACCUGGUAACAGUCAACCUCCAUGUGCUUGACAUCCUGGUCUGUGUGCUGUGUCUGCCACUGACUGUGGCUGUGAUCCUGCUACCAUCUAAUGAAAGUGGAGUGGGCAGUCUGGCGACACUCUGCUGCUUUCAUGAGGCCUGUGUCACAUUCACCAGUGUGGCCACAGCAGUAAAUGUGUUAGUAAUCAGUUUGGACCGAUACGACAUCUCAGUGCGGCCAGCCAGUCGCCUGCUGACCCCCAGGCGUGCUGCACUGCUCCUGGCAGCGGUGUGGGCUGUGUCUCUAGCUGUUUUCUUCCUGCCCUUCCUCGAGGGGGACUUCUUCUCUUCGAGGGCUGAGGAUAGUGAGGAUGAGGAGCCAGAAAGGCAGAACAAUGACUCUGAGCACACCACUGGAGUGACCCCUGUUUUUUCCACCCUCUCACCAUCCUUAUUACCCUCCACUCACCCCUCUUCCCCUUCACACCACAUGCCUCCAGGAUGGCAAAACAGGACACUGCUGUGUGUUGGAGGGCAGGGGUAUUACACGGGCCUGGCUAUGUAUUACCACUUGUUACUCCAAGUGCCCUGCUUCUUCAUUGCUGUGGCAGUCAUGUUGUUCACCUACUCCAGGAUCCUACAGGCCCUCAACAUCCGAAUUGGCUCUCACAUGAUGAGGAGUACACGUGCAAAGGACUCCACCUGCAGAAUACGCUGCUUGAGGCAAAGGAAGAAGGACCUGAGUCUGCCCACAGAGGUAGUGUCCUCCAACCAGAAUCAGAACCUCAACCAUCCUCCCCUCAUCCCCUCCCCCACCCCUACACCAACAUCACCCCCACCGCUCUCAUCAAUGCCCCAAGGGAUGUCUGACAGUGGCGCAACAGUCACCACUGUCAGUACUGCUGCCACCACUCCCAUUGCCACCACACCAGCUACCCCUGCUUCUCCAACUCCACCCACGGCCUCAGCUCAGACCCACGCCAACACACCUCUGCCUGCCUCCUCCAUGGGUGUCCAGGCCUCGGUUUCAGCCAUCAUCGCCUUGAGGCGAGCAGUGCGCAGGCACAGGGACCGUCGGGAACGUCAGCGCCGCGUACUAAAAAUGUCCCUAAUCAUCAUAUCCACGUUCCUGGGCUGCUGGGCCCCUCUGUCUGCCGUCAAUGUUCUGAUCCUGUGUAUGGGUCCCAGUGACGGCUUGGUCCGGCUCCGUCUGUGCUUCUUGGCGAUGGCUUAUGGAACCACUAUCUUUCAUCCUCUGCUCUACGCUUUCACCAGACAAAAACUGCGCCGUGCCCUCAAAACACGUGUUAAGAAAAGGGUUGUGUCGCUUCUGCAGGUCGACCCAUCCCCCAGUGGGGGGACAGUUAUUCAUAACUCUUGGGUGGAGGGAGGAGGUCAGAGAAAGAGUCGCAAGCCAAGGGUGGAGGCCAGUGAUGGCACUGAUCGAUGCCUCACAGAGGCAGUAAGGGAAUGA